This is a messenger RNA of Diospyros lotus (date-plum), 2040 nucleotides long. RefSeq lists its product as uncharacterized. The coding region runs from base 183 to 1727 and encodes 514 amino acids. Gene Ontology annotation, biological process: protein transport. NCBI's taxonomy places the organism in Eukaryota, Viridiplantae, Streptophyta, Magnoliopsida, Ericales, Ebenaceae. The record is from RefSeq and is a predicted model, not a curated record. The transcript has 6 exons.
UCGCUCUCUCUCUCAUAUAUAUAUAGCGACGCGAAUAUACAUAUACGGACAAUCUCUUGAAAUUAUUAUCUUGCCUUUCUUAAAUUCUUGAUAAAUCUUAGCUUAUUGGCUUUGUCUUUCUUCCAGAUCAUCUAUUGGUAGUUGUUAGGUUUUGUAAUCCGACAGCUUCGAAGUUGGAGACGAUGUCGAUGCUCGAUUCAUUCUUUAGCAAGGGUUUCAAGGCCGCCAAAUGUAAAACCUUGCUGAAAUUAACAAUCCCACGCAUAAAGUUGCUGAGAAACCGGAGGGAGGUUCAAAUAAAACAAAUGCGCCGAGACAUUGCCAAACUCCUUGAGACUGGUCAAGAAGCAACUGCUCGGAUUCGAGUAGAGCAUAUUAUUAGAGAAGAGAAAAUGAUGGCUGCACAGGAGAUCGUUGAGCUAUUUUGUGAACUUAUUUCUGUCCGUCUACCCAUAAUUGAAGCACAAAGAGAAUGCCCUUUAGACUUGAAAGAAGCAAUUUCUAGUGUGUGUUUUGCUGCACCAAGAUGUGCAGAUCUGCUAGAGUUGCUGCAGGUUCAAAUGUUAUUUGCUGCCAAAUAUGGGAAGGAAUUUGUAUCAGCUGCAACUGAACUUAUGCCUGAAUGUGGUGUUAACCGCCAGCUCAUAGAACUGCUAUCAGUUCGUGCUCCUGAUCCAGAUGUGAAACUGAAGCUGCUGAAGGAAAUUGCAGAAGAACAUGAGUUGGAUUGGGAUCCAGCUGCCUCUGAAACAGAACUAUUGAAGCCUCAUGAAGACUUGCUGAAUGGUCCAACUCAGUUUGUCAGUGGGUCCAAAUUGCCUCUUCCAAAGGAAAAACAUGAUGAAUCACUGAACUCUGCCUCAGAACAAGCCCUCAGUGAACAGUCAGAUCCAGACUCUGGCCUUGAAACAUUAGAUUUUCCUGAAGUUCCUAAGGUGCCUGUACAAACAAGUGUAGGCAAUGUUAGAACACCAGAAAUGCUUCCUUUCCCAGAAGUCAAUCUUGGAUCAGCAGUAGAUUCAGAUGCAAAUGGAAGUUCAUCAUACAAACCACACUUGGAGCCUGCUGAAACAUUUGUAGAGAAGUCUGUACCUGAUGGUACUGAAUCACCCAAAAUUCCUCUUGGUUCAACGGAAAAUAAACAAUUUUUGCCAUUCAUAGCUCCCCCAUCAACAUCUUCUGCAACAUUUUCUAUGGGACCAAGUCAACCUACUGUGCCCCCAUCAAGGACGAAAAGUGACGUCAUUGAUGAUUUGCAGGACGUGUUGGCUGCGGCUCAGGCUGCUGCUGAUACAGCUGAGCGUGCUGCAGCUGCUGCUAGAUCAGCAGCUAGCCUUGCUCAUCUCAGAAUAAGUGAACUUGUUAAGAAAAAGAGUGAGGAGAUUCCUGAGGAUAGCAUCGAAAAUCCCUUUCAUUCAGAUACAUACCAGUCUGUUGGAAUGAAUGAACCAGAACCACAUCUAUCUCACUCAAGCUCGUUAACUGAUACCGUGGACAUUUCAAAUCCUUCCACGCCACAUCAACAUCUGGAAAAUCCCCUGGUGAAGCAGGUGUCUAGUCCACCUUUGUAUGAAGAUCCCAAAGUGGAAUAUGAUCGUGAAGGUCCUCAUCUCGACCCUGCCCAUCACCCUCCUCAGAGAUUGACCUCUAUGGAUGAUGAAUCAUACUUGUCAUACCCAAACUUGUUUGGACGACAAGAUUCAGUUCCUGGAUCUGGAGUCCAUUGAUUUGCAGAUCAUUCCCGAUCCCCUCACUAGCUUUGAUUCGAUAUAUCUCCCAUCAAUCGCAUGCUUUUUAGCUAUGGUAAGCGGUUUUCUUAUAUUGGUCUCUUCCCAUGUCCUUUACAUUUUCAUCUGCAAAGUUAGGUGAUUAAACAUUUAAGUAGAUAGAAGUUUGUGCGUCAUGGCUGCUUCUGUGUCCAGGAAAAUGAGGGGGUGUGUUAUCCGCGGGGAUGGUGGAAAUGCGUUGCCAGGCAGUUCUUGUUCAUUUGAUGUAUAAAAAAUCCUUGUGUCUUGGAAAUAAAGCUUCUUUUCUGAUCUA